This is a messenger RNA of Candoia aspera, 5308 nucleotides long. It is a transcript of the gene ZEB1, whose product is annotated as zinc finger E-box binding homeobox 1. The coding region runs from base 23 to 3358 and encodes 1111 amino acids. Lineage: Eukaryota; Metazoa; Chordata; Lepidosauria; Squamata; Candoiidae. The record is from RefSeq and is a predicted model, not a curated record. The transcript is spliced from 9 exons. Gene Ontology annotation, molecular function: DNA binding.
UUUAGACACAAGCGAGAGGAUCAUGGCGGAUGGCCCCAGGUGUAAGCGCAGGAAGCAGGCGAACCCGAGGCGCAAUAACGUUACCAGUUACAAUAAUGUUGUAGAAACUAAUUCAGAUUCAGAUGAUGAAGACAAAUUGCACAUUGUUGAAGAAGAAAGUGUAGUAGAUGGAACAGAUUGUGAUAAUAGCGUGCCAGACGAUGACUUGCCAAAAGACCAUGAGGUAUUACCAGAACAUAAUGAAAGAGAAGGAAGUACAAACAGUUGCUGGGAAGAUGAAGGUAGUAAAGAAGGAAAGGAAAUCCUGGGGCCUGAAGCUCAGACAGAUGAAUCUGGAUGUCCAGUAAAAGAUGAAUGUGAUUCUGAUGCAGAAAAUGAACAAAAUCAUGACCCGAAUGUUGAAGAAUUUCUGCAACAAGAAGACACAGCAGUUAUCUACCCUGAAGCACCUGAGGAGGAUCAGCGGCAAGGCACACCUGAGGCUAGUGGUCAGGAUGAAAACGGCACACCAGAUGCAUUUUCGCAGCUACUUACAUGCCCUUACUGUGAUAGAGGGUACAAACGCUUUACCUCUCUGAAAGAACACAUAAAAUAUCGCCAUGAAAAAAAUGAAGAUAACUUUAGUUGCUCCUUAUGCAGUUACACAUUUGCAUAUAGAACACAACUUGAACGCCAUAUGACAUCACAUAAAUCUGGAAGAGAUCAAAGACAUGUGACACAAUCCAGUGGUAACAGAAAAUUCAAGUGCACUGAAUGUGGAAAAGCUUUCAAAUAUAAACAUCACUUAAAGGAACACUUAAGAAUCCACAGUGGAGAGAAGCCAUACGAGUGCCCAAACUGCAAGAAACGUUUUUCCCAUUCUGGUUCCUACAGCUCCCACAUAAGCAGUAAGAAAUGUAUUGGUAUGGUGCCUGUGAAUGGCCGAGCACGAUCAGGGAUCAAGACAUCUCAGUGCUCUUCUCCUUCUCUUUCUGCAUCUCCGGGUAGCCCAACAAGACCACAAGUACGACAAAAGAUAGAAAAUAAGCCCUUACAAGAACAGCUCCCUGUAAACCAAAUUAAAACUGAACCUGUGGAUUAUGAAUUCAAGCCCAUAGUGGUUGCAUCAGGAAUCAACUGUUCAGCCCCUUUGCAAAAUGGGGUAUUUAGUGGUGGUAGCCCAUUACAGGCAACCAGUUCUACUCAGGGCGUUGUGCAAGCUGUUGUUUUGCCAACUGUUGGUCUGGUAUCUCCAAUAAGUAUCAACUUAAGUGACAUUCAAAAUGUACUUAAAGUUGCAGUGGAUGGUAAUGUUAUAAGGCAAGUAUUGGAGAACAGUCACACCAAUCUUACAUCCAAAGAACAAGAAACAAUCAACACUGCACCCCUACAACAAGCUGGACAUUCCCUCAUUUCAGCUAUCAGUCUUCCUUUGGUUGAUCAAGAUGGGACAACCAAAAUUAUCAUUAAUUACAGUUUGGAGCAACCUAGCCCUCUUCAGGUUGUACCACAGAAUUUGAAAAAAGAAAACUCUGCCCCAAAUAACAGCUGCAAAACUGAGAAACUACCAGAAGAUCUCAGAGUGAAGUCUGAAAAAGAAAAAAGUUUUGAAGGAGAGACCAAUGAUAGCACUUGCCUUCUUCAUGAUGACUGUCCAGGGGAACCUAAUGCACUUCAAGAAUCAAAGCACUAUGAUAUCAAAAAUUCCACUCAGCCAACUCAGCCCAGUGGUGCAGAAGUUGAGAAGUCUGAAUCCUCUGUUUCAUCAGAAGCAGGGGAGGUUAACCCAUCUCCUGGUCAACCUCCUUUAAAAAACCUUUUAUCCCUCCUUAAAGCCUAUUAUGCAUUAAAUGCACAACCAAGCUCAGAUGAGCUCUCAAAAAUUGCUGAUUCAGUAAAUUUGCCAUUGGAUGUAGUUAAAAAGUGGUUUGAAAAAAUGCAAGCUGGCCAGAUUUCUGUACCAUCAUCUGGACAAUCUUCCCCUGAACCUGACAAAUUAAAAAACUCUAUUAAUAAUGAUGACAACACUGGACUUACAGCUGCAAAUGAACAGCAGGACAGUCAGUCUAAAGCUGUAGGUCCUCUUAAGACCGAUAAACCACAGACUGUAUCAACAGGAUCAGCUCACAAUGGCUCGCAGAGUAACACACCAUCCCCAUCACCUCUUAACCUCUCUUCAUCUAGAAAUGCACAGGGUUCCUUGUACCUUAAUGAGGGUGUCCAGGAAGAGCCACAAAUAGAACCUCUUGACCUUUCAUUACCAAAGCAACAUGGAGAAUCAUUGGAACGAUCUACUAGUGUUUACCAGAACAGUGCAUAUUCUGUUCAGGAAGAACCUUUGAACUUAACUUGUGCAAAAAAAGAACCACAAAAGGACAGCAGUAUUACAGACUCUGAACCAGUUGUAAAUGUAAUCCCACCAAGUGCCAAUCCCAUUAAUAUUGCUAUUCCUACAGUUACUGCCCAGUUACCUACAAUUGUUGCCAUUGCUGACCAGAACAGUGUUCCAUGCUUAAGAGCUCUUGCUGCCAAUAAGCAAACCAUUCUUAUCCCACAGGUAGCUUACACUUAUUCAGCCACAGUUAACCCUACAGUUCAAGAAACACCAAAACAGACGCAGGCCAAUGGAAGUCAGGAUGAAAGACAAGACACUAGCUCAGAAGGAGUGUCAAAUGUAGAGGAUCAGAAUGAUUCUGAUUCUACACCACCGAAGAAGAAGAUGAGAAAGACAGAAAAUGGAAUGUAUGCCUGUGAUUUGUGUGACAAAAUAUUCCAGAAGAGUAGCUCACUUUUGAGGCAUAAAUAUGAACAUACAGGUAAAAGACCUCAUGAGUGUGGGAUCUGCAAAAAGGCAUUUAAACAUAAACAUCAUUUAAUUGAACACAUGCGACUGCACUCUGGAGAGAAGCCCUAUCAGUGUGACAAAUGUGGCAAGCGCUUUUCUCACUCGGGGUCUUACUCUCAGCACAUGAAUCAUCGCUACUCCUAUUGUAAAAGGGAAGCUGAAGAGCGUGACAGCACAGAACAGGAAGGAGCAGCACAGGAGCACCUGGGGAGUGAGGGUGCAAGGGCUGUGGCGUCUCCCUCACAGCUCGACUCUGAUGAGAGAGAGAGCAUAACAAGGGAGGAGGAAGACAGUGAAAAAGAGGAGGAAGAUGAAGACAAAGACAUGGAGGGAUCACAAAAAGAAAAAGAAUGUGGAAAAUUACAAGAGGAGGAGGAGGAGGAAGAGGAGGAGGAGGAGGAAGAGGAGGAGGAGGAGGAAAUAACUGAAGAUAGCAUGAAGGACAAAGAAGCCGUAGAUGAAGGAAACAGUAUUAAACCAGAAGUUACAUUAAAAGAGGAGCUAAUGUCAGAAGCAGCAACCGAUAAAGCUUAACUGAUGAUGAGGUUUUGUACAAGGAGAAGGAAUCUCAACUGGUAAUGAAAGUUGUUCUAUACUCUACAUGCUUUUUAUGGAAGCACAGUAGUCUGUGCACUGUGAUUCCUGUUCACUACUGUGUAACAAAAAUUAAAAAAAAAACAGAAAAUAUAAAAAAUAUAUAUAUCCAGGUGUGCCUGAAUCUCAAAUCUAGUAAUUUUUCACAGUUUUCAAAUUUAGGAACAAGUUUGUGACCUGAAACAGAUUAGAAGAACGUGAUGACUCUGGAAGCAAAUAGAAGAACAUGUUGUAGGAAACAUGUUUUAUUUGGUAUGUGUUGGACAUCAAUUUGUUACCAUCAGUAUUAUUUUUUUUUGUUUGUUUAAUAUUUUGAUUGUACAAUUGGGAGAGAUUUAUGUUCUUUUUUAUUAUUUUAUUUUAUCAGUGAAACAAUUCUGCUAAUUCCGCUUCAGUAUUUUAUUAUAUUUUUAAAAUGUGAGAAUUUCUGCACUACAGACUUCCCUUAAGCAGAAAGAUAUGACACAGUUCCAAACAGUGUUUGACUACCUUUGUAAAUUCAGCUUAGAAGGUAGCAGUUAUAACAUUUAGAUGUUGUUAGUAGAACAUGUUCUCAUUUAAAGUGUAUUGUUAGCCUUAAGGGAGCAGCUGAUAGAAGGACUGAAGUUUCUUGCUCAUGUGGUUGAAAAUAUAGUUUGAAAAGGAAGAAUGUGGUGGGUUCUGAUUGCAGGGACUAACAGUGUUAAUACUGGUGAGGACAGCCAAGUUGUCAAAAUCAGUGUUUGUAAUUGUGUCUGGAGUGUGUAGUAAAAAAUAUGAAGGAUAUGACAUGAAAUUUUGUAUCUCUUUUGGCCUUAUGCAAGACCCUGUGUGCUGUAAGUGCCAUUUCUCAGUAUUUUAAAGGCUUUGACCAGCCUUUCUCCAAUGUGUGGCCUACAAUAACUAGCAUUUGUUGAUUUGUAUUAAAUUUCAGUAAACUAAAUCAUGGGACAAAAACACCCAGCCAUCAGAAAAGUAAAAGCACUGGUACAUUUCAUAAUGCAAUUCUUCACUCUUAGUUGUUCCUUUUUUAAUUACUUAACUGGAGAAUUUCUCUACAAUAAUUAUGAAGGGAAAUUUCUAGUCUAUUAUAUUGGCUCACUUUAUUUCAGACAAAUACAUGAUAUGUUAUUGGGCUCAUAUGUUUCCAAAUGUUAGUUAUUCUGGACCCCAUUUAUUGACAAUGUUAGCUGAUUUUAACCUAUCAGUAUUAUUUUAUUUCUUUUAGUUUUUAGAUCUGUGCAACAUUUUGUACUGUAUGUUUUCAAACCUGGCAGUAUUAAUACCCUUCUUACUGACAUAUGUACCUUUUUAGUUUUAGAAAACUUUUAUAUUUAUGUGUCUUAUUUUUAUAUUUCUUUAUUUAUUACACAGUAGUGUAUAAUACUGUAGUUUGUAUUAAUACAAUAAUAUAUUUUAGUAUGAAAAUUUGGGAAGUUGAUAAGAUUUAAAGUAGAGAGGCAAUUGGUUCUCUUGCAUUGAGAUUUGAUUUAACAGUGUUACGUUAACAUUUAUACUUGCCUUGGACUGUAGAAGAGGAGAAUCAAAAUGGGAAUGUAUCAAUUUACAAUUGCAAUCAAUUCAUUUUACCUUUUCCCAGUUUUUAAUAUAAAGCUCUUAAAUUUUGAAAUUCACUGUAUGACUAAUAGCAUGAUGCUCUGCAGUUUUAUUAAGAGAUUAACCUUACCAUAAAACACUCAUUUCUUUAGGGAAACCAAGCUAGAGUAAUCUUCUAAACAGUGUUGGGAACAAUGUUUAACAUUUCUGUGCCAAUUUGUUCCUGUAUUCAUAUAUGUGAGUUACAAAUCUGAAGCUUCAUUUUUUUUUUUAAGUUCCUUGUUACAUCAUGGUCAUUUUCUAGUUUUUUACCAGACUCCCCAUCUCACAAUAAAAAAGCAUCAACAAGCCUGA